GAAAGAAGAGGAAUACACCAUUUAAAGAGAGAGAUUAGCACUCUGAAGAUGAACUCGGUUUGAUGUAGCUAGCCUACACCAGCUAAAGAGCAAAGAAGCAUAUAGUACUAAUAAAUUACAGGUGCAGUUCUUAACAAACGCAAUUGAGUUUCGGGGGCAGGUAUACAAACUUGCUACAGGAAUAUGAAUUCCAUGGCAAGCUGCUUUUGCUUGAAGAGAGCUGGACGUCCAACUCUUGAGGAGCAUUCUAUACUUGCUUCUGAGACAUCUUUUACCGUGAAUGAAGUAGACGCUCUCUAUACUCUGUAUGAGAAACUAAGCAGCUCCAUCACUGAUGAUGGUCUUCUUCACAAGGAAGAUUUUCAGCUUGCUCUUCUUGAUAGCAGCAAUAAGCAUACAUUCUUUGCAGACAGGUUGUUUGAUUUGUUUGAUCUUAAGCAUAAUGGAGUUAUUGAAUUUGGAGAAUUUGUUCGUUCUUUAAGCAUCUUUCACCCAAGAGCACCAGAGGCAGACAAAAUUGCUUUUUCCUUUAAGUUGUAUGACUUGAGGUGCACUGGCUAUAUCGAACAUGAUGAGUUGAAAGAAAUGGUAUUGGCUCUUCUACGUGAAUCAGAAUUGACACUUCCAGAUGACGUCGUUGAAGCAAUCGUAAAUAAGACAAUCAUGGAGGCAGAUCUAAAAGGUGAUGGGAGGAUUGAUCCAGAAGAAUGGAAGGAAUUGGUGGCAAGGCAUCCUUCAGUCAUAAAAAACAUGACUCUUCCACAUUUAAAGGAGAUAACUUUGGCAUUUCCAAGUUUUGUGAUGAAGACGCGUGUUCAAGAUUCAGAACUCUUCUCUUAAAAUGACAACCAACCGACCAAGCG
Molecule: messenger RNA, 863 nt
Organism: Coffea arabica (coffee)
Lineage: Eukaryota; Viridiplantae; Streptophyta; Magnoliopsida; Gentianales; Rubiaceae
Product: calcineurin B-like protein 7
Biological process (GO): calcium-mediated signaling
Molecular function (GO): kinase binding; calcium ion binding
Source: RefSeq, a predicted model, not a curated record